Solanum lycopersicum (tomato) is the source of this 660-nucleotide messenger RNA. Its product is annotated as protein DOG1-like 4. Gene Ontology annotation, biological process: DNA-templated transcription. NCBI's taxonomy places the organism in Eukaryota, Viridiplantae, Streptophyta, Magnoliopsida, Solanales, Solanaceae. Gene Ontology annotation, molecular function: sequence-specific DNA binding. The record is from RefSeq and is a predicted model, not a curated record.
AUGACGAGCCAAGUAGCGGAAAACUUCACAAAAUACUUUGAAAAUUGGAUGAUCCAACUUGAAGAGUUGCUGAAACAACUCGUUAUUGUACCUAGGGAGACGUCAUACGUGAAUGAUCACGAGUUAUUGGUGAGUAAAAUGACGACACAUCACAAGAACUACUACACAGCCAAAUGGGCCGCAGCUCAUGAAGACAUCUUAGCAUUUUUCACUCCAAUGUGGCUUAGUCCUUUAGAAAUCGUCUACUCGUGGAUCACAGGGUGGAAGCCUUCCAUGGCGUUUCGAUUAGUGAGUGGCGGUGGAGGAGCGUUUUCGGAUGAGGAAUUGAAGAAUAUUGAUGGUUUGAGGGUGAAAAUUCGCGGAGAGGAAGAGAAAGUGGAGAGGGAAAUGGAGAGGCAACAGGUUGCAAUUGGGGAUAGAAAAAUGGUGGAAUUAGCAAGGAUUAGAAAUGAUAAUGAUGAGUUGGUAGAAUUGGCGUUGAAAGGGUUAAGGAUGAGUUUAGAAAGGGUUAUGAAAAUGGCAGAUUGUGUUAGGCUUAAAACGUUGAAAGGUUUGUUGGAGAUAUUGAGUCCUUUACAGAGUGUUGAUUUCUUGGCUGCUAUUUCUACUAUUCAAAUUCAGAUGAGGAAAAGGGGAAGAAAAAGAAUAAAUGUUGAUUAG